Messenger RNA from Chilo suppressalis (striped riceborer), 1093 nucleotides. The record is from the annotation of a GenBank genome assembly. Lineage: Eukaryota; Metazoa; Arthropoda; Insecta; Lepidoptera; Crambidae.
CAGCUGCCAUUUUUGACAAGUCUUUUAAGUCCAUUUUGCCUCCCAGUGGCGUUACACGCGUUUAGUCGUAACUCUAAUAAACGCAACGAUGUCGGGAGGAUUAGACGUAUUAGCCCUCAAUGAGGAAGAUGUCACGAAGAUGCUUGCAGCAACAACCCAUCUUGGGUCUGAAAAUGUCAACUUCCAGAUGGAGACGUAUGUUUACAAGCGCCGUGCCGAUGGCACCCAUGUUAUCAAUCUCCGCCGUACAUGGGAGAAAUUGGUGCUCGCUGCUCGUGCUGUAGUGGCUAUUGAAAACCCAGCGGACGUGUUCGUUAUCUCUUCUCGUUCUUUUGGACAGAGAGCUGUCCUUAAGUUUGCCGCACACACUGGAGCUACACCAAUUGCCGGCCGUUUCACUCCUGGUGCAUUUACUAACCAGAUUCAAGCUGCAUUCCGUGAGCCACGUCUGCUGAUUGUUUUGGAUCCUGCUCAGGACCACCAGCCUAUCACUGAAGCCUCCUAUGUCAAUAUUCCAGUCAUUGCAUUCUGUAAUACUGAUUCACCACUUAGAUUUGUUGACAUUGCUAUUCCAUGCAACACUAAGUCUUCUCAUUCCAUUGGUCUGAUGUGGUGGCUCUUGGCUCGCGAAGUUUUGCGACUACGCGGCGUUCUCGCGCGUGACCAACGCUGGGACGUGGUGGUCGAUCUAUUCUUCUACCGCGACCCUGAAGAAAGCGAGAAGGAGGAACAGCAAGCUAAAGAACAGGCUGUGGUGGCAGUGAAGCCUGAGGUGCCAGCCCCCGUUCACGAGGACUGGACGGAGACCGUGGAGCCGGUUGCGUCGUGGGCUGAAGACGCCGCCCCCGCUGCCCCCGCGCCUGCCUUCGGAGCCCCGGCCCCUCAGGAGGACUGGGCUGCUCAGGUACAUGACGAAUGGGGAACUGCAGCUGCGGCGACAACUGGAGCGCCCGCUCCGGCACCUCCUACGGCCGCUCCUUCAUGGGGAGGCUCACCUGACUGGAGCGCUUCGUAAACUUAGCGUUUAUAUCUGCUAAUAAACACUUAAAUCUAGCCUGUUGCUUUUAUUUAAAGGACAAUGGGCAAAACACAC